GUGUGGUCUUCUCGUCAUCUUCGGCACAGGCCACGGCUUCGCCCUUGCUUCUGCAGCAGCAGGGCCUCUCCUUGGCUCAGAGUGCUUUGGAUGCAGGUCGUUUGGAUUUUGACACGUGCUUGGCAUUGCUUGAGGAUGUUUUGCAGCCGUCCUCCCCCACUUACUUCAACUUCGGAGCAUGCCCUUCGCUUAAGUCAGGUACUUGCUCUCUUUACUCCUGCUCAGAGGGCCAAGCCGACUUGAUCAGAUUUGUCAACGCUCUUCUUUUGCGCUUCUUCCCGGAAGGUAGGUGGUCUUCCCUGUGGAUCAACUUCGACUGCAAGAAGCUUCCGCAUCGGGACAGCCAAAAUGCCUCAGGUUCAGAUAACUUUACCUUCUCCUUGUGGGAGUUUCAGGGUGGGGGUCUCUGGCUUGAGGAAGCUGCCCUGUCGUCUGGCACUGCCGCUUUGGUUCCUCCACCUUCAGCAGUGCCUGGCAUGCCUCACGCGUUAGGUCAGGUUGUUGAUACCAACCGGCGCCCUUGCUCAUUUGCUGCUUGCGCCCUGCAUGCGACUAUGCCCUGGCAAGGCCAUCGUUGGCUGGUGACAGCUUACACCUGUCAGCACCUCUCAAGCUUGUCUGCAUCUGCAUCAGCCAUUCUUCGGGGGUGGGGGUUUCCUCUGCCACCCUCGGUUUCCUCUCCUGUUGCCGUGCCAGCUUCAGCUGAAGCUCUUGUGGUCUCCAACGCUGCCGCUUCAGGUGCUCGCAUCUUCGUGGAUGUUUGCUGUGGCGCCACUCGCCCGUUGUGUGCCGCUUUUGAGGCCUUGCAUCUUCUAGUGCUUCCUGUCGAUAUUCUGCAGGACUCGCCGUUGGACGUCCUUUCAGAUGACGUCUUUGACUGCUUGAUCCGGCUUUGCUUCUCGGGUCAGGUGGGCCUCAUGCACGCGUCCCCUCCUUGCAAAGAGUACUCUCGUCUGAAGCUUAUGCCGGGGGGACCUAAAGCCAUCAGGUCCCGCGAGUUCCUGGGGGGGUUGCCCACAAAUACAGCUGAAAUGCAGUCACGGGUGCUUUCCAGUCGAGCUUUGCUUGAGAGAUGCGUGCAAUUACUCGAGUGCGCUUUUGAGGGUGGUGGCCACGGCGACUUGGAACAGCCAACUAAUGCCAUGAGCUGGUUGGAGGACUUUGUGCAAGCCUUCCUGCUUCGUGUACACGCAUACUGCAUCUCCACUCCAGCUUGCCGCUGGGAGUUGGAUGUUGCUAAAAGCUGGUUGUUCGCUUCUUCCACCUCGCUUCUCGCAUGCUUGGCAGCGAAGUGUGAACAUCCUCGUGGAUCGCAUGCAUCUAUUGCAGGUGUUCUUGACGCCUUUGGUGGCUUCGCUUCUCAACAGACAGCUGUCUAUCCUGAAGGGUUGUGUCAGGAGCUGUCAGGUCUUUUCUCGGCUGAAGAAGUUGCCCAUGCACGUUCCUUCUUUGCUGCUUGGCUUUUAGAGCACGGUUACUCCGGUCAAGUCUCCUGGGAAAUUCCUUCGGGCCAGCCCUACGCUUUGCAUGCUUUGGCAGCACUGAGCGCUUGUCUUAGGGACAGAGACUCUGCUUUGUUCCCCGCUUUGCUUGCCGGGGUCCCGACUGGUUUCGACUCGGAUAUCCCUGCCAGUGGGUGUCUUCUUCCUGCUCCGCCCUCAGAACAUGCCUUUGCUUUGGAUCUUGCCAUCUGCCAAGGCAACUGGCAAGGCGCGGAGUCGGACCCAGCCAGUUUGCAAGAGCUCAUCCAAGCAGAGGAGGAUGCUGGCUUCGUGCGUGAGUUUCCAUCUUUGGAAGCCGCUCAAGCCCACUUCGGUGCAAGCCGUGUUGCAGUAGGCCGGGUGAACAUAGUUCACGCACCCGGGAAGAAACCCCGCUUGGUAGUAGAUUCUUCGGUUUGCCACACAAAUCAAGCAUGCAGAGUGCCUGAAAAGUCUUGUCUUCCUUCUUUGGGUGACAUACGCUCUGCUUUUCCUCUGCGAGAGGACAUUGAAGAAGUUUCCGCCUUUUCUGCAGACAUUCGUUCCGCCCACAAAACGGUCAGAAUUCGUGAGACGGACCAGGGCCUCUUAGGCUUUCGCCAGCAGGAGCGAUUGCUUUUCUACCAGGUGGCCCCCUUUGGCGCGGUGUUCUCCAGUCACUGGUUUGCCAGGGUGGGCGGUUUCUUUGUCAGAGUUCCGCGCCAGCUUGUUUUUCUUGCUCACGUGCUCAUGCUCUACUCAGAUGACUUGCUGCUUUGGCAAAACCGCAAAGUUCUGCCCUUGGGAGCUUCUGUGGUGCUGUGCUUCUUUGCCUGGUUCGGCAUUCCCAUCAGUUGGCCCAAACUGCAGAUGGGCCGCAAGAUCACCUGGAUAGGCUGGGAGCUCAACUUCUCAGCCGGGGGGCUCCGUCUCCCAAAGGACAAGCGUGAGAAAGCCAUUGCUCUUCUGGAGGCCUGUUUCUCAAGCCGUCACGUCUCUAAGAAGCAUCUCGACAAAGUCUUAGGCCUCAUGCAGUGGAUUCUGCAAUGUGCGCCGGAGCUUAGGCCAUGGCUUUGCUGUUUGUAUGAUGACAUGCAUCGCCCCUUGGGCACAGCGUACAGCGUCGACCCUUCCGAGUGGCCGUGCUUGCCUGCUCACCUCUUGGACACUCUUCGCUUCGUCAGCACGCCACGGGGCACCAGCAUACCCGUUGGGUCCACCCUACUUUCCGCUAGACACACUGAGGUCAAGUGCAAAGCAGACCUUCGUCUUGUGCCUAUUUCCUCUCGUCGAAUUUGGCUUCGGGUGGCCGAUCCUUCCUCUUCCAGACGCAAGUUGUCCGAGCCCAGCCGAGAGAUGCUGCAAUUUCUGCUUUGGUGGUGCAAGCACCCUUGGCCGUGGCGCCCGUUGGCCUUGCCACCUGUUCUUCCCUUUGAAAGCGCAGCAGAUGCCUUUGGGGAGGGCAGUGCAUGUGGCGUCGGCGGCUGGCUGCGUGUUGGAGCAAACCAGUGCUUCUGGUUCUCAGAGCGCUUCACGCCUGCAGACUUCCGUUCCUUGGGCAUUCCAGUCAAGGAUGAUGCCAACCUUGACAUCUCCUCUUACGAGACGCUAGCCCAGGGAUUCCUCUUAGUCCUGUUGCUUCGGACCGUUAGCGGCGGCCGUCUUCGAGUUAGACUCCCUGCACUUAGCGAUAAUGUAGGGGCUGAAAGUGUCAUCAACCGCCUUUACACCAGCAAGCAGCCUCUUGCUUUGUUCGUGCAGCGCCUUGCCAUGUGGGCGUGCGCGCAUGCAGUCUCCCUUGCCUGCUCUCACAUUGCAGGCGAGAAGAAUGUUGAAGCUGAUGCCCUGAGCCGUUGGGAUGAGUCAUGCCCCAUACCUCACGGCUUUGCUGAUGCUGCUCGUGUACGCAUCUCCUUGCUUUCCUUUUGGCAGGUCCACCUUCAGCCCCAGCUUUUGCCAGGCGACACUUUCUUGCAGUGGGCCCUUCCCCAGCAAUCAGGCCCUUGGCACUGA
This is a messenger RNA of Symbiodinium pilosum, 3473 nucleotides long. The record is from the annotation of a GenBank genome assembly. NCBI's taxonomy places the organism in Eukaryota, Dinophyceae, Suessiales, Symbiodiniaceae.